AUGGUGUAUAACAUAGAAAGCGUCACAUACAUGUUCCAAUAUACCACGCAUGUACUUGGAUACAUAAGUAUAAUGAUCAUUGGUCUGUACCAAUCCAAGAACGCAUCGGCGUUGGUAAAACAGAUGGAUAAAGUGGACGAACAUUUGAAGAAAUUGGGAAUUGAAAUCGAGUAUCGCAGUUUGUUUCGCCAUAUAACGAUCGUCGGAUCAUUCUGGUUACUAAAUGCCGUCGUAACAUCUGCAAUUUUCAUAAAGAUUUUAAUACAAAACAUUUUAUCGCCUCCGGCAGCAUUUAUUACCUUUGCUUACUGUUACAUAACGAACGCCCAAUCCGUCGUAUUAUACGACUACAACACAGCGAUUUAUUGGCUAGGAUCGCGAUUUAAGAUGAUAAACGAGCUUCUCGAAACGUUCCUCUUGGACAAAUACAAAGUAAAAGCAGCGGAAUCUAAUAAGGAGACCAUCUUCGAACCGAGUCAUAAUUUUCGAAAUAGAUUUGAAUUGAACAAUUGGCUGUCCAAACGAUCUUUAAAUGUUUCAGAAGUACCUACGACGAGCGGCAUUUCGAAUGUAAAACAAGAGAUCGUCCAAGAUAAAGUUCAUAUACUUCGACAAAUUAGGUCCCUGCAUCUACAAGUGUGCAAGGUAUCGAAGAUGGUGAAUGAUAUAUUCAACGCCCAAAUAUUAAUAUACACGAUCACGACAUUGCUACAUUGUACUAUAUGUGUCUACAGCUUGUACAUGAAUCUUCAGAGAGGACUGAAUUUUAUAAUAGAUCAAUUGGACAUGACAUCGAUUUAUAUGUUGGAUAGCGUCGUUGGUGCCUUGAAGAUCGCUUUAAUGAGCUACGACUGCGAAUAUACAAUGACACAGGCCAACAAAACGAUAGGAAACAUCCACGCGUAUCCUGUGCACGAAGGAAACGCGGAAUUAACAGAUGAGAUCCUCCAUUUUUCUUGGCAAAUAUCGUACACGCAACUUGAAAAAACGAAAUCGGUUCAUUAUAUAUUGAACUAUGGAUUCGUUCGUUACUGUCUCAACUUCGUAAUAUCUUAUUUGGUGAUUAUGAUACAAUGGAGUCAGCACUUGAUACGGAAUAAUCCAAUGACAAUCACAAACAAGACUACUACCUUUCAAACGCUACAAGAGAACACGACCAUAGUAGCAUAAUAGUAUAACUUUGGAUAAUUUCGAUAACGUCGUGUUAUGGAAUUAUAAAAGCCACGCAU
Messenger RNA from Bombus pyrosoma, 1229 nucleotides. RefSeq lists its product as uncharacterized. Bases 1 to 1170 code for a protein of 389 amino acids. The record is from RefSeq and is a predicted model, not a curated record. NCBI's taxonomy places the organism in Eukaryota, Metazoa, Arthropoda, Insecta, Hymenoptera, Apidae. The transcript is spliced from 7 exons. Gene Ontology annotation, biological process: sensory perception of taste. Gene Ontology annotation, cellular component: dendrite; membrane; neuronal cell body.